UGGAAUAUUCUGAAUUUCUGAAUUAUUCUCGGUAGACAGGUAGCAUCUUUAUGGAUAUGAUAUGCGCGCCAUUUCGGCUCUUCUCCUCCGUCCCCUUCCUCCGCUGGAUUCCUCCAUGGCUUCCUCUUCCCUCCCUUCUAGAACCUUCUACCGCCACUCGCUUCCCUCCUCCGCACCUCCACCUCCUUCGAGAGGGGCCUGCGCCGCCGCAUGCUGCUGCCUCCGCGCGGCCGUCUCCCGGCGGCGGGCAGCCGCGCAGCUGCUCUCCGCCGCCGGAUUCUUGAUCGCCGUCUCGCCGCCUUCGCUAGCCGCGCGGAGGGGCCGCAUGGUCGUGUCGCUGGAGGACUACGUCACUUCACCUGAUGGCCUGAAGUACUAUGAUCUUGUUGAAGGGAAGGGUCCAACUGCUGAAAAGGGCUCAACUGUGCAGGUCCAUUUUGAUUGCAUAUACCGUGGCAUCACCGCUGUGUCAAGCCGCGAAGCCAAACUACUGGCAGGGAACCGGAGUAUUGCGCAGCCUUAUGAGUUCAGUGUCGGAUCGCUGCCCGGGAAAGAGCGAAAGCGGGAAUUUGUAGACAGUGCCAAUGGGUUAUACUCAGCACAGGCGUCACCGAAACCUCCUGCCGCAAUGUACACAAUAACUGAAGGGAUGAAAGUGGGGGGAAAGAGGAGAGUAAUUGUCCCUCCAGAGCUCGGAUAUGGGAAAAAGGGGAUGAAUGAGAUACCGCCUGAUGCUCCUUUUGAACUCGAUAUAGAGCUUUUGGAAGUUGUCCCUCCUGCAGAGAAAUGACCAUUUUUGUUUGCAAUGGAUGGGGAACUUUCAUGAGAUAUGUAACCAAAUAUGUUCAUAUGAUAUUUUGCCGGGACAUGACUUGUUUGCCCACUCACAAGGAGAAAAUAGAACAAGAAGCAAAGUCAAGUAGGUAAAAGACAUGUACUAAUUUUGUUAUUCCUUAUGCCGAAGCAAUAUUGGAUCAAAAAUAUUCUCCACAAUGUCGUGGAGCUUGAUUGAUUAUAUGGAAUGGUGAUAUGAUCUCUCUUUGUGAACUCUGCAUCCUUUCGCUCAAAGGUCCUCGGGGCCAUUGAUAUCCUGAAAUGAGAGAAUACAUUUUGUUUGAGAUAUAUGUUUAUAUUUCAAAUAAAAUAGUGUUUCAGUGGAUGAAUAGAAUGCUAAAAUUUAGCUCCUCA
Molecule: messenger RNA, 1188 nt
Organism: Oryza sativa Japonica Group (Japanese rice)
Lineage: Eukaryota; Viridiplantae; Streptophyta; Magnoliopsida; Poales; Poaceae
Product: peptidyl-prolyl cis-trans isomerase FKBP18, chloroplastic
Cellular component (GO): chloroplast thylakoid lumen
Molecular function (GO): peptidyl-prolyl cis-trans isomerase activity
Source: RefSeq, a predicted model, not a curated record